This is a messenger RNA of Arctia plantaginis, 366 nucleotides long. Lineage: Eukaryota; Metazoa; Arthropoda; Insecta; Lepidoptera; Erebidae. The record is from the annotation of a GenBank genome assembly.
AUGGUAGACUCCUCAGAUUUUCUUCGUCCUAACGAGACGACUCUUCAGUUAUACCGACGAUGUACCAAUACCACAUACUUCGACUGUACUGAAGAGGAACUGUUAUGGUUGGUGAUGGGUCCACGGAGGCUGCCUCUGCCGAAGAUCAUCCCCAUAUCUGUGUUGCUCCUGGUGAUAUUUAUGACUGGAAUGGGGGGUAACGUGUCAGUUUGCGUGGUGAUCGUGAAGCAUCCCGCCAUGCACACGGCUACUAAUUACUACCUGUUCAGUUUGGCCCUCAGUGAUCUGCUGCUAUUAUUAUUCGAUUCCAUUAUAGGGUCGAGGCACACAGCGGACGGAGCGACACAGCAACACAGUCUGAGCUAG